Molecule: messenger RNA, 2323 nt
Organism: Enhydra lutris kenyoni (northern sea otter)
Lineage: Eukaryota; Metazoa; Chordata; Mammalia; Carnivora; Mustelidae
Product: transmembrane protein 72
Exons: 5
Coding region: 24-1040 (338 amino acids)
Source: RefSeq, a predicted model, not a curated record
AGCAGAGGCAUUCUUCCAAGGUAAUGAUUAAGCUAAGCGUCUGGCAAGGGCAUAGGCAGCAGAGCUGGGAAGGUGAGCCCUAUUCACACCUCAACCAGGUGGUGGUGGCCAAGACUGGUUUGGAAGGCAGGGCCCCAGGGCACGGGGGCCCAGAGCUGACAGCCACAGCCUCCCCCUGCACACGGGCAUCAAGGAGCAUCUCAGGCCGGAGUCUCUGCUGCCUGCCCUACUGGGACCCUGCCCUCAACCCUGGCACCAUGAAGCUGCAAAAGUUCUGGACUGGUCUGGAAUACACCUGCCGGCUCCUGGGCAUCACCACCGCUGCAGUGUUGAUCGGCGUGGGCACUGAGACCUUCCUCCAGGGGCAGUUCAAAAGCCUGGCUUUCUAUUUGCUGUUCAUAGGCACUGCCGUCUCCGUGUGUGAAGGGGCGUACUUUGUGACUCAGCUGCUGGCCAUCUGCUUCCAGUGUCAACCAGAGUCCCUGGCCUACAGAGCAAGGGAGAAAGCCCGCUGGCUGGGCUGCUUCCAGAAGUUCCUGGCGUACGUGCUGCUGUCUGUGGCCUGCUUUCUCCAUCCCGUCCUGGUCUGGCACGUGACCAUCCCAGGCUCCAUGCUCAUCAUCACUGGCCUGGCCUACUUCCUGUUGAGCAAGCGUAAGAAGAGCAAGUCCUCCCCGGAGGUGCUGGCCUCCCCUGAGCAGUACACGGACCCCUCCAGCAGUGCCGUGAACACCACUGGCUCUGGGGACACCGAACAAACCUACACCUUCCACGGGGCCUUCAAGGAUGGGCCCGGCUCCCUCUUCGUCCACAUGAAGAGCAUCCUGAAGGGGGCCAAGAAACCCAGUGCCCUCCAGUGCCCAGACACCCUGAUGGGGCUGACCUUGGAGCCCGCUGACUUGCUGGUCAAGAAGAAGCAGGUACACUUUGAGGACAGUACGGUCAGAAUCAUCCCGUCUCUCACUGAAGACCUGGAUGAUGGGGACAGCGAGCCGGAGGAGACCACCUCUGACACCACCCCUAUCAUCCCUCCCCCAUAAGCCCCUAUCUUCCUGUCUUCUCUCGCAGACACCAGCCUGUUCUGAGUCGCUCCUUCCAGCCUGAGGGACACUCAGCAAGGGGUCUGCGGAGAUUGAUGGCCCUGCCUGGAGUUUCCUGAUACCUAAGAGACCCCCAGGAGCUGGGGGUCAUCACAGGUCAGGGCUUCAAGGCGUGACCAGACUUCCCCAUGGUAGUUAGGCUUCUGGGACCAUCAAGGGGUAUGGCAGAUCCUGCAGAUCCUUGAGGAAGGCGCAAAUGAAGCUCGCGCUGCCCCAAGCCAGCACAGGUUCCUCCUUCCUGGACACAGAGUGGGGAAAUUCUGGUGCUUUCCCCGAAAGAGACCAUCAGUCCCGCUUCACAUAAGGCUGCUUUGGCACCAGAAGCCAGUGGGCUUCUCUUCUCCAGACACGAGGACCCAGCACUCAGCAAGGACUCAUCAUCCAUCCCAUCUCUGAUGCAACAACCCGGCUCUGAACAACCCCACGGGAGUGUUGGUUAUGAGCAGAUCCAAGGCAGGUGUUGGAGGUAGCCCUAGAUCCCAACCCCCAGGCGAAAUCGCUCCAGAGAUAGAAGGAAGGCAAGGCUGCCAGCCAUCAGGAUGGGAGGAGCGGGAGCCGUGGGCCGCCUUCUCUGUGUGUCCUGGGGCUGGGUGCUGGGCAGCAGGAGAUACAGAGCCCUUCAGGAAACAAUGCCGCUCUGUGCUCCCUGCAGGGAAAGCCGGGUUCAUUCCAGAAGCAUCACUGAGGACUCCUGGCAUUCCCACCACAUGAACUUUCCCGAGAUUCCAAGCAGAUGACGUAAACCAAAAGGUCUUGGACGGUGACAAGGAUUCAGCGGCGCCAGUCCCUGCACAGCACCCAGUGCCAACAGUGUGCGGGGUGGGGGGCAGGGGAGUACUGGGGAGGCAGUGGUCCCCAGACACCAGUCACAGAGACACUGCCACGCCAUGCUCAGCAGCCUGGUGGCAGAAUAGGUGAUAAAUAUACAUUUGUUUUCAAUGAAGGGAGGGAAGAGGAAGGAAAGGGGGGCGGAUAGGAGGGAAUUGGGCAGGCAGGUCAGUUUUGGGACACUGGAUGAGGGAAGAGACAGUUAACCUAGCAUGAACAAAGAAAUUUCAAUCAGAUAUCCUUCAAAGAUUUGCAAAAUGGUAUUUGUUUCUAAAAGGUGUCUUUUGGUUCAUGGGAUUGUCACAAGGAAGAGCAGACACAUUAUUCAUAAGCAGUCUCAGUGAACCAGUAAUCUGAAGAAACAGUUAUAUUGUUUCCUUGUGAGUGUGUGUGUG